Symbiodinium sp. CCMP2592 is the source of this 885-nucleotide messenger RNA. The record is from the annotation of a GenBank genome assembly. Lineage: Eukaryota; Dinophyceae; Suessiales; Symbiodiniaceae.
AUGGUGUGGACUUUGAAGUCCUGCUCGACCAUCAUCGACUUAGACAUGCCCGAUGAUGCUCCAGCACUGAAGAAUGCGAGGACUUCGAAGACCUCUGUUAAGAAAGAACGGCUUGAAUCCAUCGACUUGGACACCACCGACGCUGCUCCGGCAAUUGACAACACAAUCAAGCCAGGGAGUACCGCUAAGAAAGAACGAUCUGAUCGGUGUUUCAACCCUAUGCUUUUAGACAAGUGGAAGCAUCACGAAGGGCAUGGGCUGUGCCGUGGUGUCGACGGUGAUUGUCGCAUGGGCUCUUGUGGAGGUCGGGCACCAGCUGGUCCCUCAGGUUGGUGCGACCUUUGCAACCUGAACGAUAUUCCUGAACUACACUACCAAGGGGGUGGCCGACUCACACACCUCCUUCUUCAGCUGCAAGAAUCGGAGUCAGAGCUAGCUUUGAAGCGCAUAGAAGACCACAUAGAUGCCGACAUUGCCGCAGAGUGUCGAGAACGCAUGGAGCGUACUCGCAAAAGACGAGCCGCAAACAGGCCAGUUCGAAGGUCACGCGGAACGUACAAGAAGAAGCCGAACAAUCCAUGUCAAGGACUUGAUGGCCGUUGUCUACUUAGCUCCGAGGACACGAAAUCUUUGACAGGAUCUCUCGGCUUAUGUCCUCUAUGUGACCUCGCCAACAUUCCCGUUGCACAUCAAUCCAAAGGUCUUCUUACUCGAUUGUUGAUGAAGCUCGAGGCGCCGGAAGCUGAUCUUGCCAUCAAUCGCAUUGCCGUUCAGCACAGCGUGAUUGCCGAGGAAUGUCGUGUUCGUUUGCAAAGAGCCUUCGACCGUCGUAAACCGACCAAGAACAGCCGUCGAGCCGCCGGCAAACCUCUGAAGCAUCAGUAG